UUCCUAAACCGAAUUUCCCGCGACACAAAAAGGAACCUUGCGCCUCUCAGUCCCAAAAACAGAACAUCAUCAACAACAAUCUCUGUUUGUCUCUUUUGUUUCCACAUUUUUCUUCAUCUUUAGAGCGCUUUCCUUCUGUUUCUCUGUCUGUCAAUUUCUACUUCUUUUCUUGCCAGCCUCUAUCGAGUCAUCUUUGAUCUCCGCCUUAUAGGUAUGUGUGUUUCAAUGAUGAUCAUUCAACCAUUUCCUUUUGAUUUUAACGUUGAGAAACAUGUAGAUUAACAAUUCAAAGAAGUAUUAAAUUCUGACAACAUCAUUAGUGUAGCCCACUGUGCAGAAAUUGAUAUAAUGUUAUGGAGUCGGCAUUUUUUCGAUGAAAUAUUUCAAUAGGGAUGAAAAUAGGUGUAAUUUAUUCUAAAAGAUAGUUCUUAAUUAUGGGUUUUGAUUCUCUAAGAAGGACCUUUUAUUGUUUGUUUUUGGCGUGUUCAUGAUAACAUGUUUUUAUACGGUUUGGUUUUCCUGGGAUUGCAGGAUAUUGUUUUUUAUUAGAUUAAUCCAAUAGUUGAUAUGUUCUGUUGCGGUGGUAAUGAGGAGGAACCACAUGGCCCGCCGGCUAAUCAAUACAUAGCCCCACCUAAAGGAGCGAAUAUAUAUGGCGGCGGCGGCAGCGGGAGAGGAGAGCCAAGAGGUGCCAAUCAGGCCAGAAGUGGAGCUCCACAGAAAGUCUUACCCAUUGAAAUCCCAUCAAUACCAUUGGAUGAGUUAAAUAGGAUGACAGGAAACUUUGGUACCAAGGCUUUGAUUGGAGAAGGUUCUUACGGGCGGGUUUUUUAUGCCAAGUUAAAAGAUGGCAUGCCUGCUGCAAUUAAGAAGCUAGACACCAGCAGUUCACAAGAACCAGAUUCUGAUUUUGAAGCACAGUUGUCUGUCGUUUCAAGACUUAAACAUGAGCACUUUGUCGAGUUGACGGGGUAUUGUUUGGAGGCAAACAACAGAAUCUUGGUUUAUCAGUUUGCAGUGAUGGGUUCUUUACAUGAUGUAUUACAUGGGAGGAAGGGCGUAGAAGGGGCUGAACCGGGUCCAGUUCUGAAUUGGAACCAGAGAGUUAAAAUUGCUUAUGGUGCUGCAAAAGGCCUCGAGUAUCUGCACGAAAAGGUUCAGCCUUCUAUAGUUCAUCGGGAUGUUAGAUCAAGCAAUGUCCUACUCUUCGAUGGUUUCUUGUCCAAAAUUGCCGAUUUCAACCUGUCCAAUGCCAAUUCUGACACUGCUGCUCGACUGCAUUCGACUAGGGUCUUGGGAACAUUUGGCUACCAUGCUCCAGAGUAUGCCAUGACCGGGCAGAUAACUCAGAAAAGUGAUGUAUACAGUUUUGGAGUUGUUCUUCUAGAAUUGCUGACAGGAAGAAAGCCAGUAGACCAUACAAUGCCGAAAGGGCAACAGAGUCUUGUAACCUGGGCAACGCCAAGACUGAGUGAGGAUAAAGUGAAGCAAUGUGUGGAUCCCAAGCUAAACAAUGAUUACCCUCCAAAGGCAGUUGCCAAGUUAGCAGCAGUUGCAGCACUUUGUGUUCAGUAUGAAGCAGACUUUAGGCCAAACAUGACAAUUGUUGUCAAGGCUCUUCAGCCACUUCUCAACUCAAAACCAGCAGGGCCAGAGUCUCAGGCAUAAGUCACAGAUUACUCCAGGACCAGGCUUCCGUGAUAUGUGACCUCUUCUCGGUCCUUCCAAAAUGGCUUUGAUAUUGACGUUGUCAAGUUGAAAUAAUGUUUAGUUUUACCUGGACAAAGAAGGAAGAUUUCCAUCAUGUAUCAGUAGUGUUCGACUAUUUUUUGCUGUGGAAUUUCACGGGAAGAACUUCUUUUGAUUUUGGAAGGAUCUAAAAUUGUAAUAGAAACUCUGAAUAGAU
Molecule: messenger RNA, 1906 nt
Organism: Populus euphratica (Euphrates poplar)
Lineage: Eukaryota; Viridiplantae; Streptophyta; Magnoliopsida; Malpighiales; Salicaceae
Product: probable protein kinase At2g41970
Exons: 7
Coding region: 568-1668 (366 amino acids)
Biological process (GO): protein phosphorylation
Molecular function (GO): ATP binding; protein tyrosine kinase activity
Source: RefSeq, a predicted model, not a curated record